AUGGAGCAAAAAUGUCAGCAACGAGCAUCUGUUCAGCACGAAGAACAGGCUCAGAACUUUGCGGCGCAUCAGAUUGCGACUUCGCAGUUGAUUUCCAUUGAUUUCGCAAAUGCCGUAGAAGCGAGUAGAAGUCGCGGGGCGCACAAAAGUCAUUUCGACACCAUCCACUCGUCCGCAUCGCAUGAGAUGCCGUACGAGAAUGCAGAGCCAACACGAGCCGGCGCUGCUAACUGGAAUGAAUGA
Molecule: messenger RNA, 243 nt
Organism: Gongylonema pulchrum
Lineage: Eukaryota; Metazoa; Nematoda; Chromadorea; Rhabditida; Gongylonematidae
Source: the annotation of a GenBank genome assembly